Molecule: messenger RNA, 1134 nt
Organism: Heterostelium album PN500
Lineage: Eukaryota; Evosea; Eumycetozoa; Acytosteliales; Acytosteliaceae
Gene: rcdII
Product: PH domain-containing protein
Exons: 6
Coding region: 1-1134 (377 amino acids)
Source: RefSeq, a predicted model, not a curated record
AUGGAGACAAAGUCAUCAAAAGAGAUCAUUGAUGAUCUUAACAAACAACUCACUCUUGAAAGAGCAAGAAGCAGACAACUCGUUGAGGAGGUCAAACAAUUGAAAGAUGCUCAACUUAGAAUCCAACUGGUAACAGAGAAUGAAGAGGAAUACAUUACCAACAAGUUUAUGAAAUAUUUACAUCAAUUAAAGAAAGAGAAAGAAGAGUUGGCUCUCAAAGUAGAACAAGAAGAAGAGUAUUUAACAAAUACUUUACAAAAGAAGAUGCUCGCAAUUAUGAAAGAGAAAAUAGAUUUAGAGAAUCAAUUGGAAGCAGAGGAGGAAUUCAUUGUAAAUAAAUUACAGAAACAAAUUCAAGAAGUAAUGAAGGAGAAAAAGGUUUUAGAAAAGAGAUUAGAAUCAGAGAUCAAUGAUCAUAAAUAUCUUCUUAAAUUGGAAGGAGAAGUAAUAGUUUUAAGAGAAAAGAUUAAAGAAUUAGAAGGUUCAAGUGAACAUAAUAAAGAGGACUUGGUUGCAUUAAAGUCAGAGAACUUUGUACUCUCACAAAAGAUAGCAAGAGAACAAGAAAGAAUAACCAAAGUAAACAAUGAAAAUACUAAUUUACUUUCAAAGUUGGAGAUUGGUGAUGAAAGAAACUUUAAUAAACAAAAAAGAAAUAGAAGUAUUUCAGUUCCGAAUGAAGUAAAGUUGAUUACACCAUCAAGUCCAUCACCAAAGGUUGCUGGAUCAGUACCAAUCAGCAGAGCUAGAUCGGCAUCUUCCAAUUCCAAUCCAUGUCUGAUUGCAAAGGUGCUCAAGGAAGGUUGGAUCAAGAUCAAAGUCGACACAAAGAUUGAAAAGCGUUACUGUGAGCUCUGUAGCAAUGGUGAGUUGCGUGAGUACCUCGACGAUACCAAGCAAGUACUUAUGGCAACCCAAUCGAUGGACAACGUAGUCGAUAUCACUGAGAUUCCAGGCACACCAUCGCUGUCCACUCCACUCUCUAGCUCUGGAAGCAGUACACUCGAACUUCUGAUCUCUCCAAACAACAAGGACACCUCGGUAUCCUACUACUCUAUCGACAAGAACGAAUUUAGCCAAUGGAAGAAUCUCAUGGUGCAACUCAUGCCAAAACCACCAACCACCAUGAUUUAA